This is a messenger RNA of Eupeodes corollae, 357 nucleotides long. RefSeq lists its product as uncharacterized. The record is from RefSeq and is a predicted model, not a curated record. The coding region runs from base 1 to 357 and encodes 118 amino acids. The transcript has a single exon. NCBI's taxonomy places the organism in Eukaryota, Metazoa, Arthropoda, Insecta, Diptera, Syrphidae.
AUGGAGGAAUAUUUGUCAAUAGAUACAAUUAUGGAUACGGAACUAAGUACUUCAUAUCCUGUGGAGUUUUUAAAUUCACUUGAACUAUCGGGUCUACCGACACAUAAACUUCAAUUGAAACUAAAUGUACCAGUAAUGCUUAUGCGAAAUCUAGAUGAUCCUCGGCUAUGUAAUGGAACAAAGCUUCGGAUAACAAAAUUGGGACAGAACAUACUUAUUGCUACUAUUUCAACAGGUGUCGGUAAGGGAAAUAGUGUUAUAAUACCUCGGAUACCAAUUAUUCCCACUGACCUUCCAUUGCAAUUUAAAAGGGUUCACUUUCCCGUCAAGCUUAGCUUUGUUACUAUGUUACUAUGA